Molecule: messenger RNA, 884 nt
Organism: Paramecium sonneborni
Lineage: Eukaryota; Ciliophora; Oligohymenophorea; Peniculida; Parameciidae
Source: the annotation of a GenBank genome assembly
AUGGAUUAAACCAAUUCAAAUCUCAUCUUAAUAGCACCAGGACAUUCUUAUUCAACUAAAUUAAUUUAAUGUAUACAUUUUAUGAUGUGAAAUUAUUAGAUUUGGUUAAACAUUUUAAUAAAGAUCAAUUAAUAUUUGAUAAGAUUGAUGAAGAAUAUUAAAAAAUUGGAACCUAACUGUAAUAAUCUAAUACAUUGUAUUAGUUUAAUCGAUACAAAAUAUUAUACAUGUGAAGUUGGUUUGCAUAUAAUAAAUUACAAUUAUUUUUAUUAAGAAAAUGCUAUAGAAAAAUUGCAAAAAAUAAAAGUAGAUGGAGUAUUAUUCAUUGUUGAUGCAAACAAUAUGAAUGGAUUAGAUUAGUAUAUUAAUUUAUGUGAUUAAAUUUUGAAUGAAAUCUAACCAGGUUUAUAGGCUAUAAUUUAUAACAGGAAAGAAGGGACAAAAAUUAAUAUUGAGUUAUUAGAAAAUGAGGAAAAAAAAUUAGAAAGCUUUGUGGAAUAAAUUUAUUUAGAUUUAGAUAAUCCUCCUAUUUAAUAAUAAAUUAAAUAAUUAUCUGAAUAAGAAGAUGAAACUCUUGGAUUUCCUAGAAUAAUUGAGAUUAUGGAAUGUAAUACUUGGACAUAUAUGAGACCUAAAUCAUAAGAAAAGAAGGAAAAAUAAAACAAAACAAAAAUAAUUGAUAAAUAAAAUGAAGUUAUUGAUCAAUUAGAAUAUGAAGAUGAUCAAUUUGCUUAAUUGAUACAUGAUAUGACUAAGAUUAGGUAUUAAAGAAUGUUAUUUAUAGAACUUCUAAAAUGACAGAUGAAGAGAGAAGAGAGAAGGCAGCUAAUCUUAUGAAUUAAUUAAUGAAUAUGUGUUAAGAUGAUGAUGAAGAUGAUUUGUGA